AUGAGACAGAAAGAUCUUGAGUUUAAGGUGGGAGACAAAGUGUUCUUGAAAGUAGCGCUUAUGAAAGUUUAUGACGUGUUCCAUGUUUCUAUGUUGAGAAACUAUGUGUCAAAUCCGUCUCACGUAGUGGAUUACGAGCCAUUAGAGAUUGAUGAAAAUUUAAGCUAUGUAGAGCAACCAGUUGAGAUUUUUGCUAGAGAGGUAAGGACGUUGAGAAAUAGAAGAAUUCCUUUAGUUAAAGUCUUAUCUCGGAAUUACAAAGUCGAAGAGGCUACAUGGGAGAGGGAAGACGACAUGAGAGCUCAUUACCCAGAGUUGUUCGAAGAGAUUGUAAAAUAA
Cucumis melo (muskmelon) is the source of this 339-nucleotide messenger RNA. RefSeq lists its product as uncharacterized. Lineage: Eukaryota; Viridiplantae; Streptophyta; Magnoliopsida; Cucurbitales; Cucurbitaceae. The transcript has 2 exons. Bases 1 to 339 code for a protein of 112 amino acids. The record is from RefSeq and is a predicted model, not a curated record.